UUGCGCUCGUGCGUCUCUUUUCAACUACAAACUUUGAAACUCUUCUUCCGGGCUGGCACGUGACAAACGUAUGUAAUCGGCUAUAAGACUGAAUAACUAACUUUUUACAGAUUAAACAUUGAUCGUCUCCUCUUUCCUCCCUGCCAGUCAUGUCUGCGCAGUCCAUGUGGGUGCGCCAGCGGCGAGUUUUGCGCGCGCAGGGGAGGACGCGCAGACUCAAGUUCAGAUCGAACGGGGAAGGAAGCCCGCGGGUGACAGAGGAAGACAGCCACAGCCACAGACGUCCGUGAUUACUGGCUCCCACUGCACGGACCUGUUUCACGUUCCCGUUUCGAAGUGCCAAAGCUCCAGCUGCUGCGGGGACCGAUGAAGCAGACGGCGGGAUGGACGGUGCUGCUGCUCCUCGUGGCUCUGGACGCGCGAGGCUGCUUCUCCUCCAAAGCAGAGGACCGGCUGUUCAGGAAGCUCUUCAGACGCUACAACCAGUUCAUCCGACCCGUGCAGAACGUCUCUGAUCCAGUCACGGUGGAGUUUGAAGUUUCCAUCUCACAGCUGGUUAAAGUGGAUGAGGUCAAUCAAAUCAUGGAAACAAACUUAUGGCUCAGACAUAUUUGGAACGACUACAAGCUGCGCUGGACGCCGGCAGAGUUUGAUGGGAUCGAGUUCAUUCGAGUCCCUUCAAAUAAGAUUUGGAGACCCGACAUUGUUCUCUAUAACAACGCGGUUGGCGACUUCCUGGUGGAAGAUAAGACCAAAGCUUUGCUGAAGUUUGAUGGCACCAUCACCUGGGUUCCUCCUGCCAUUUUCAAGUCCUCCUGCCCAAUGGACAUCACCUACUUCCCCUUUGACUACCAGAACUGCUCCAUGAAGUUUGGCUCCUGGACCUACGAUAAAGCCAAGAUUGAUCUGGUGCUGAUUGGAUCCAAGGUGAAUCUGAAAGACUUUUGGGAAAGUGGCGAGUGGGAAAUCAUCGAUGCUCCUGGCUAUAAGCAUGACAUCAAGUAUAACUGCUGUGAGGAGAUCUACCCGGACAUCACCUACUCCUUCUACAUCCGCCGCCUGCCUCUCUUCUACACCAUCAACCUCAUUAUCCCCUGCCUCCUCAUCUCUUUCCUCACAGUGCUGGUUUUCUACCUCCCCUCUGACUGUGGAGAGAAGGUCACGCUCUGUAUCUCCGUCCUGCUCUCCCUCACUGUGUUCCUGCUCGUUAUCACCGAGACCAUUCCCUCCACUUCCCUGGUAAUUCCGCUCAUUGGAGAGUACCUGCUCUUCACAAUGAUCUUCGUCACGCUCAGCAUCGUCAUCACCGUCUUCGUUCUGAACGUGCACUACCGCACGCCCAUGACCCACACCAUGCCUGGCUGGGUGCACUUAGUGUUCCUCAAAGUGCUGCCCAGGAUCAUGCUGAUGCGGAGACCGAUUGAUGAAGAUGGCAAGGAUGGGGGGUUGGACACCAGUGGGGAAGCAGGAGGAGCAGGAGGAGGGGGAGGAGGAGCAGGAGGAGGAAAAGGAGGAAAGAGGCGAAAAAAUAGCUUGAUGCAGCAGGUUGGAGGAGGGUCCCUCAACUGUUUGGAAUAUGGAGACUGCAAGCACUCGUCCAUGGACGGCUGUACUGGAAAGAAGUGUCUCUGCCCUUGCCAGCAUGGCAGGGAAACCCCAGAAACGGCAGCGAGCGUGCAGAUGAAACAUCAGCUGAGUCAGCAGAGCAUCAAUACGGUGGUGGCCUUCUCCGUGGUUUCUCCUGAGAUCAAUCAAGCCAUAGAGAGCGUCAAAUACAUCGCAGAGAACAUGAGGAGCAGGAACAAGGCCAAGGAGGUGGAGGAUGACUGGAAGUACGUUGCCAUGGUGAUUGACAGAAUCUUCCUCUGGGUCUUUGUGACCGUCUGCGUCUUGGGAACCCUGGGACUUUUCCUGCAGCCGCUUUUCAGCUUCCUUUCGUAACUGUUACCUGUAACUAACAAACUAACCAGCUGAAAGGCUUUGAAUCGGGUUGUUGUGCUGAUUCUGCCCUGAGCAGAUGGCUGAGAAUGAAAGAGAGCUUUGAGUUUAAAUAAAGAAACAAUCAGUUUUUAAAAGAAACCACUUAAAGUCUAUUAAGUGACGGUGCUACAGUCGGUGUUUACAUGACCUUCACAGAAGGUAAGAAGAUAAGAAGAGGCUGGGUUCUGAAAACAUUUCUCCUUGGAUGGUUGGGUUAAUUUAGAGCAAUGGUGAACCAAGAAAUAACAGAUGUAUGUCUAUAAAAUGCAGUUCCAAGCCAAUUUGGUUCAAAGUUUAGCUUGUGAGGGACAUAGCCUAUGUGUCAAUGAUCAAAACAUUUAUUUAUGCUUUUGAUUAGGUUGUGUUUUCUUAAACCAAGUAUCCCCUAUUUUUUACUUAGUGGAGAUUACGUCAGGAGACCGUUUUUUUUUCUUUAACAUGUAAAACUUCAGUGACAUUGGAAGGUGUUGUUGCUACAUCUAUGGAUCAAAACAUUCUCUGACAAAUGAGUUCUAACAUUUUACAAACAUUUACAGCUUCCUGUUUUAAACCUGGUAACCAGAUUCUUGCCAAACGAGAAUAAAGGAGUUGUGGGUGUGUGAGGGUGAAUGGUUUAAAAGGAUUUAGAUUGGUUCAGUCUGUAUUAGUACUCACUAGAAUAAUUCAUAUCAACUUUAAAUUCCCAUUCCAAUCAUCUUCUGAUCUACUUUCAGAGUCUUCCCAGUGGAAUUAGGGUGUAAUCAGACCGGGUCAGGUCCUGAACCUUGUGUUUCUGUAUUCAGACUGACUUCAACUGGACAUUUCUGUACCAGACCGAAGCUUGUAAACAAAACCACCUGGGAAUUAGGAGGGCGGGGCAAAGCAAGGAGAGGAAGAAUAAUACAAGUCCUGUACUUUGCAUUUCUUGCCAGGAUAGUUCACUUAUCCAGACGUUAUAUUUCAAUGACCAGUUCUGAACGUUUGUAUCAACGACAGGAAGAACACUUCUUACUGCAGCUUUAAGACGUUCUCACUCCAGACUCGUCACAUACUGACAUUUGGUUAAGGAGCCUCCGCGUCAGAAAUUCACGGUUUGAGUCUCCCUAACUUGUUUUUUUACAUGCUGACUGUUCCAAUUAAAUCAUAGAUCUCCAACCGCCAAGCCGCAAACCGGAACCAGCCCAGUACCGGAACACACUGUUACUCUAAUCUAGUACUGGCAUCCUAACCCAGUUCGUACCUGAUACCACAUCUGGUAACAGUUUGGGUCUGGUACCACAUCCGGUACUGCAUCCAGUACCAUGUCCGGUGUCAGGCUAGGAUACUGGUGCCGGGUUUGGGUGCAUGCACUGGAUGUGUUCCGAGGACCAGUUUACUUCUGAUGAUGUGUUCAUUACUGCAUCUGGUACCGCAUCCAGUACCACGUCUGAUACUGCAUCCGGUACCGUGUCCGGUAUAGGACUAGGAUAUUGGUACCUGGUUUGGGUGCCGGCGCAGGACGUGUCCCUGUUUUGGCAAUCUGCCGGUCCAGCUCUUCCUCCUCUGUUGGCUCCGCCUUCCCAACAGGACACCAGCUGGAUCUCGUCAGUGAUUAGGAGUGACUGCUUCUACCCUAAUUGUGUAUCAGGAGCCAACACGAUGAAGAAACUCGAGAAGAUCUCUUCUGUACAAAACUCUGAACCGUGUGGGAAAGGAUACUUAUGGGAAAACUGAAGCGACAGCCGGUAAGUCCUUGCUCUCAUCCCCUGACUGCUGACAAGUUCUGGAUGGCCUGUUGUUUGCUCUAUGGCAUUCAGUGACACUUACCUGCUAGCUAAAGCUCAUUUAGUUAUUUACCUGGUGGUUUUUCUUCUGCUGUUGAAGGUUUUUCACCUGAAGUGGUUUUUCAGGUGAAGGAAGCUUAAGUGAAGCUUUAAAAAACUCUAAAGUCAACUGGAGCUGACGUGCCUGGUACUGCAUCCAGUGCAAGGUCUGGUUUCGGGCUAGGGUAUUGGUACCAGGUUUGGGUGCUGGCACGUGAUGUGUCCCGAGGACCAGUUUGCAUCCGGUACCGUGUCUGGUACCACAUCCAGUGCCACGUUUGGUAGUGCAUCUGGUAUUGCGUCCGGUGUCCUGCUAGGGUAUUGGUGCCGGGACUGGACGUGACCUGAAGACCAGUUUAAGAUAAGAUAAGAAGAUAAGAAAACCUUUAAUUGUCCCACAGUGGGGAAAUUGCAAUAUGCAACAGCGCAGGUACAGAGAUAGAUAGAGAUACAGGAAAAAAAAUAAAAUAAAAAUAUACAUUAUAAAGAGCUAAGACAAUUGCGUCAGAUGCUGCAUCCGGACCGCGUCCCGAAGGUUGCGGACCCUUGCUUUUACAAAGGUUAAAAAAACAAC
This is a messenger RNA of Oryzias melastigma (Indian medaka), 4335 nucleotides long. RefSeq names its product neuronal acetylcholine receptor subunit alpha-3. Gene Ontology annotation, molecular function: transmembrane signaling receptor activity; acetylcholine-gated monoatomic cation-selective channel activity. The coding region runs from base 367 to 1941 and encodes 524 amino acids. Gene Ontology annotation, cellular component: neuron projection; synapse; postsynaptic membrane. The transcript has 8 exons. Gene Ontology annotation, biological process: nervous system process; regulation of membrane potential; chemical synaptic transmission. The record is from RefSeq and is a predicted model, not a curated record. NCBI's taxonomy places the organism in Eukaryota, Metazoa, Chordata, Actinopteri, Beloniformes, Adrianichthyidae.